Messenger RNA from Elgaria multicarinata webbii, 4691 nucleotides. RefSeq names its product SAM and SH3 domain-containing protein 1-like. Bases 328 to 4320 code for a protein of 1330 amino acids. Gene Ontology annotation, biological process: positive regulation of non-canonical NF-kappaB signal transduction; positive regulation of JUN kinase activity. The transcript is spliced from 20 exons. NCBI's taxonomy places the organism in Eukaryota, Metazoa, Chordata, Lepidosauria, Squamata, Anguidae. Gene Ontology annotation, molecular function: mitogen-activated protein kinase kinase kinase binding. The record is from RefSeq and is a predicted model, not a curated record.
GGAGCUCCGGAGGGUGGACGGCCGCUCCAGUAACCCCUCCUGAGAGCCAGAGGCUUCCAGGUUAGACAGCUGAAGAGAAGAGGGACUAAGCCAGAGGAUUCGUUUAGCACCGCCUGAGAUUUGCCGCCGCUGUUGCUGCUGCGUUGGGAUUUAACGUUCAUUUCUCCCCGGGGGAUGGUGUUUUGCUGACCGCGGGCUUCAGCGUUUUCCUCCCUUGAUGUCUCUUACAUCUGGAUUUUGUUCCCGGGGGUUUCUUUUUCCGCAAGAGUUGCUGCCCAGGGUUUCAAAAGUUGCAGUGUGGUCCUAAUUCUCCCUUCCCCUUCCAUCAUGUGCGCCAACAUAGUCUACGAGUGGCUGAAGACCCUGAAGCUCUCGCAGUACGCCGAGUCCUUUGUGGAUAAUGGCUAUGACGAUCUGGAGGUGUGCAAACAAAUCGGCGACCCAGACCUGGAUGCCAUCGGGGUCACGAUGCCACAGCACCGGCGCCGGCUCCUCGAAGCCGUGCAGAGGCUGAAAGAGGAAGACGAGAGCAACGCCGGGCUGUACUUCACCUUGGAGCCUCAGCCGCCACAGCGGGGCUUGCCUUCGCCCGAGAUCUACACCAGCCACCUGGUGGAGCAAUACGAGGCCAAGACUUGGAAAGAGCAUCGCCGCCCUCCUCCAGGGAACAGGGGGGUCCCCAGGAAAGUGAGCCCCCGCAGCAAGGAGCUGAUUACUUACCCCAAACUGAAACUGAAAAUCAUGAUUAGGGAUAAACUCAUCCGGGAUGGGAUCAAUCUCAGCAAGCCCCCCUACUCCAACAAGGAUGGAUCAUUGGGCAACAUUGAUGACCUGGCUGAGCAGUAUGCAGAUUACUAUAAUACCUGCUUUACCGAUGUGUGUGAGAGGAUGGAGGAGCUUCGCAAACGGAGGGUUUCCCAAGACCUUGAUAUGGAGAAACCUGAUUCCAGCUCCACAUCCCUACAGCUGCGGUCCCAGAUUGAAGAAUCCCUUGGCUUCAGCAGUGUGGUCUCAACACCAGAAACAGAAAGAAAGUUUUCACUUCAUAAAUCAAGUUCUGAAGAAAGUGCUGUAGGUAAAGCAGAUUGGAAAAAAAAGAACAGGUAUUUCUGGCAAAACUUCAGAAAGAAUCAGAAGGGCCUAAUGAGGCAGUCUUCUAAAGGGGAGGAUGUUGGUUAUGUGGCAAGUGAGAUCACAAUGAGUGAUGAGGAGCGCAUCCAGCUAAUGAUGAUGGUUAAAGAGAAGAUGAUCACUAUUGAGGAAGCGCUUGCAAGGCUUAAAGAAUAUGAGGCCCAGCAUCGGCACUCAGGUAGCCUAGAUUCUUCUGAAUGGCCUGACAGUCCUUACCCAACUUUUGAUGGCUCUUCCAAUUGUAAUUCAAGAGAACAGUCAGAUGAUGAAUCGGAAGAAUCGGUGAAGUUUAAGAGAUUGCAUAAACUGGUAAACUCAACACGCAGAGUGAGAAAGAAAUUGAUUAGAGUGGAAGAAAUUAAAAAGCCCAGCACUGAAGGUGCGGAUGAGCAUUCCUUUGACAACUCUCCAGUACCAGAUGACAGAACGGCACUUUAUUCCGGGGUUCACAAGAAGCAAGUCUACUUGGAUAACUCUUCUGAGAAACAGCCUGAUGAUGACUCUGAUUCACUGACCACAUCUCCGUCAUCCAGCAGCCUAGACACUUGGGGUACUAACAGGAAAUUGCUCAAAACCUUCAGUAAAUCUGAUAGCCGUGGCCUUAUUAAACCCCCAAAGAAGCUUGGGACAUUCUUUUCCUACCCAGAAGAGGAGAAAACUCCAAAAGUUUGCCGCUCCUUGACAGAUGGAGAGAUGAAGAAGAGCCUUGGCUCUCUGAGCCAUGGGAGGACCUGCAGCUUUGGUGGCUUUGACUUGACAAAUCGCUCAUUGCACAUUGGAAACAAUUUGGAUCAGAUGGGGAAAGAUGGUGAUUUUGUUUACAAAGAAGUGAUCAAAUCUCCCUCUACGUCCCGCAUAUCUCUUGGUAAAAAGGUGAAAUCUGUCAGAGAAACCAUGAAGAAGAGGAUGUCUAAAAAAUACAGCAGCUCCUUGUCAGAGCAGGAUUCUAGCCUGGAUGCAAUGCCAGAAUCUCCUCAGUCACCUCAGCCAGAUACUGAUUCUCUGGAUAAACCCAAGCUGAAAGCUGGUGGUUCAGUAGAAAGUUUGAGGAGCUCACUAAGUGGCCAGAGUUCAAUGAGUGGGCAGACAGUAAGCACAACAGACUCCUCAGCCAGCAACAGAGAGAGUGUCAAGUCUGAAGAUGGUGAUGAUGAGGAACUUCCAUACAGAGGACCUUUUUGUGGCCGGGCCAGGGUCCACACCGAUUUUACCCCCAGCCCUUAUGAUACUGACUCCCUAAAACUCAAGAAGGGCGAUAUCAUUGAUAUAAUUAGCAAGCCUCCCAUGGGUACCUGGAUGGGUCUCUUGAACAACAAAGUGGGUACUUUCAAGUUCAUCUAUGUGGAUGUAUUAAAUGAAGAGGAAGAGAAGCCAAAAAGACCCACAAGAAGGCGACGGAAAGGAAGACCACCUCAACCCAAAUCUGUGGAAGAUCUCCUUGAUCGCAUCAACUUAAAGGAGCACAUGCCCACCUUUCUGUUCAAUGGCUAUGAAGACUUAGACACCUUCAAGCUCCUAGAGGAAGAAGAUUUAGAUGAGCUAAACAUUCGGGAUCCAGAGCACAGAGCCGUUCUCUUGACAGCAGUGGAACUGCUUCAGGAAUAUGACAGUAACAGUGACCAAUCAGGCUCUCAGGAGAAACUCCUUGUAGAUGGCCAGGGUUUAGGUGGAUGCUCUCCCCGGGAUUCAGGCUGCUAUGAAAGCAGUGAAAACCUAGAGAAUGCUAAGACCCGAAAGUCUUGUCUCCUGCCCUCAAAAUUAGCCAGUGAAUACAGUUUUAAGGAUUUCCACAGAAAUCCACUGGCAGUUUAUCCAAAUUUGCCCUUACCUAAAUCAGUAGAUGCCCUCCAGCAAGGAGAGAAGAUACAGUUCAGCUGCAUGCAUCAAGUUCCAAAAAGCUGCCUCAAGCCCCCAACAGCCAUAGGCUUCAAGAAGAACCGCAGAAGUUUACCAGUUGGUAUCUGUCGGAGCUGUGAGCUUCUGGAAGGCACCCAGAGUGUACAUAUGUGGCCAAGAUCUCAUUCUCUUGGAGACCUUCAUGGGGAAACUAGCACAGAUUGUGUAAAGUUGGUGGAUGCUUUUCCUCAGGGUAUACUGGAUUUAACAAAAACAUUGACUGGCUCUAAUGGUGGUGGUGGUAUGACAGUACUGUCUAAGCAGAGCAAAGAUGGUGUUGAAUCUCUCAAGGGAAAAGCAAAGGAACUGCAGUUCUCUGCAAACAUCUCUUCCAGUGGAACACUUCCUCUGUUUCUGACUCAGAACUGUGAAGUUCGGUCAUCUUUACUUUCACGUGGUGUAACUUGGACCCCUUCUGAAAACUAUAAAAAAAGCAGUCAGGAUCUUGGAGGUGCUGAUCAUUCCCCAGUCUCCAAGGGGAGUAUAGAAGCUGAUCAGAAGCAUAUGGGUGAGGCAAAACCACAGCCACCACCAGUCCCUGCCAAAAAAAGCAGAGAACGCCUUUCUAAUGGACACUGUCAUCUGCCCUCAGCCCUUUCUUGUCCAGAUGUGCCAUCUUUGCCAGCAAAAAAGACCUUCCAGUCUGGCUCUUCUGAUUUCCAUGAACUGACUGUGUGCAGAUCAUCUCCUGAACAGGAACCCAGGAGCCCUUCCAGCAUAAGGCCUCCUUGGUUAUCAGAUCUUCCAGAGACUGCUAGUGUCCAGCAACAUGUGUUAAAACUAGAUCCUUCGUCAGUGAGAAAAAUCUCCUGCACUAGAGGACUGGAUUUGGAGACGUUGAUAGAAAACAAGCUGCAAUUGGAAGAUAUUGAUCUCACAGAAGACCCAUACUCUGACAAGCACGGCCGCUGUGGGAUUCCUGAACCUUUGGUGCAAAGAUACUCUGAAGACCUAGAGCAGCCUGAAAAGGAUGUUGCUACAAACUUGGACCAAAUCCGGGUGAAGCAGCUGAGGAAGCAGCACCGUAUGGCAAUUCCAAGCGGAGGCCUCACUGAAAUCUGCCGCAAACCUGUGUCCCCUGGGCACAUCACUUCCAUAACUGACUGGCUGGUUUCUAUUGGCCUUCCGAUGUACUCAAGCUCACUCAUGACUGCAGGCAUCAGUGACCUAAGCAAAGUGCCUUCUCUAUCACAAACUUCACUUCACGAGGCCGGCAUUACAGAGGAGAGGCACAUAAGCAGGCUUUUGGCAGCAGCAAAUCUUCUCAAAAUCCUCAACCCAGAGACCAUCUAACAUGCUUUGGAAUGUAGCAACUGCCUGUAGGAGAACCCUCCUGUUUCCUUCAGUGUCCAUUUCACCUUUAAUUUCUACAGAACACCAACUGGGAUAAAAUAAAGCAGGUCCUUGGGAAAGAUAAAGCCUUUGUGGGUUUUAUCCAGGAUUCAUCAAGGAAAAUAGAAGUAGCUGUCACGAGAGUGGUACUGGUACUCGUAGAUUUACUCUAAAAAAAAAAAGGCACAAGAAAUGGCUUUAGUUUCAUAAAAACUCUAAGGUUGUCUUGGGGCCCAGUGAAAUUGUCUGUAUUAUUACAAAAAAAGGGAUUUUUCUACUUGCUGGAAAGUAGACUUUUUUAAAACAAAAAACAAAAACCUACAUCAACUUUA